AAUUGAUUAUUGUUAAAUCUCGAUUGUUCUUCCUCUCACAUGCUUAUAUUAGUCAUCUUUUGAUUGAUAUACCAAACCCUAGAUAUUUUCUGAACCAAAUAAGUUGAUUGAGUUCAUGGGAAAGCAAGAAAGAUGGAUUUAAUGGUUGAAUCAAGAUGAAUUGAUGAAGUUAGGUUUUGAGGAAUUGAAUAGAAGAUGAAUUUGAAGUCUAGGGUUCUGAUAAUUGUGCUUGCUGAUGAUGAUGUAUAAAGCUGUUUUUAAUGUGUUGCUGAUGGAAUCACAUAGAUUACAUAAAUGGGUUUGACUGGGAUUUGUUUCUUUAUCUCUUGCUCAUACAGAUUGUUUAUGAUGUCUUCUUUUUUUUUGCUUCUGUUGACAUUUACAUUGAACUGAUAAGGAUAUGAACAGGAAAUAGUUAAAAUUCCAUGCCAUAUGCCAAACACUGAAUUUGGACUGGAGAGAGUCGGAACCACCUGGAAAUUAAUUUAUAGGUACUUGGAACUACCUAGGUAGUUGAAUUCUAGUGGUGCCAAACGGAUCCUAAAGGAAUUUAAGAAGCAUCACAUUUCAAUAUGGGAACCAGAUAACCCGGAUUUAAUGCAAAUAUGAGGACCGUCAGUAUUUUAUCAAGCAACGGUCAAAGCGAAUCGGUAAAAAAUUGUCAAAAGGCCCUUCCGAAAGAUCUCUCGUGUAGCCUCCAGAAACAAUAAGCAUCCACCAAAAAUUUGUUCUAUCAUACUCAUGCAUACAUUAUACCCUGUUUGCCUAGUCCAGCCCGGUUCAUUCCAGUAACAAGAAAGGUGAGUGAAAAAGGAGGUGUCGGUCUUGCAACUCCUCCACCUCCGAACUUGCAAAGUAAAUGAGGACCCACACACCGGUGCCCCGUUUCCAUCAAGAAGACACCUAAAACAACUGAAAAAUCUGUCCUGAUUGAAACCUCAACUCAAUACCUUCCUUACUUCGUAACAGAAACAAGUUUAUAAUUUCACCAGAUCUCAUCUUUGGAGAGAAACAGACAAGUAAUGGCAAUGGCGAGGUCAAGCUCUAGCCUCGCUUAUCCAGAGAGAUUUUAUGCAGCUGCUUCAUACGUAGGAUUUAAUGGAUCUUCUUCAGAUAUGACAUCAGUUACUUCUAAAUUCAAAAAUGAUGUUGCUGUUUUACUCUAUGGACUCUAUCACCAAGCAACAAUAGGACCUUGCAAUAUUCCAAAGCCUAGAGCUUGGAAUCCGGUGGAGCUGAGCAAAUGGACUAGCUGGCACGGGCUAGGAAACAUGGCUACUACAGAAGCAAUGCGUCUUUUUGUGAAGAUUUUGGAGGAAGAAGAUCCAGCAUGGUAUUCGAGAGUCCCUGAAUUUUUUAUCGAGCCAGUUGUAGAUGUGGAAAUGAAUGUGAGUGAUAUUAAGAAUCCUGAUAUGAAGUCACUUACUCAGAAUGGGGAUUCUUUACCUGAGCCAAAGACAAUUACUACUGAAAAUGGAAUGUCGUUGGAGACUCAAGAUAAAGAUGUUGUCUUGGAGGGCAUUGGUUCAGUGGAUGUGUAUGAUCAAUGGGUUGCACCUGUGCUAUCCGGUCAGCGCCCCAAAUCUCGAUAUGAGCAUGGAGCAGCAGUAGUUCAGAAUAAAAUGUAUAUUUUUGGUGGAAACCACAAUGGUCGUUACCUUAAUGAUAUUCAGGUUUUGGAUUUGAGAAGCUUGGCAUGGUCCAAGGUAGAGGUCAAGGCAGGGACCGAGCCUCUGGAAUCGUCGUCUCCGACUCCUUUGGCUCCUUGUGCCGGACAUUCCUUGGUACCAUGGGAUAAUAAGCUUCUAUCUGUGGCUGGACAUACCAAAAACCCUUCUGAAUCCAUCACAGUGAAGGCAUUUGAUUUGCAGUCUGGGACUUGGUCAACAUUAAAGACUUACGGAAAGGCACCGGCCUCACGUGGAGGUCAGUCAGUAACGCGUGUUGGGUCAAGUUUAGUAAUGUUUGGUGGUGAAGACGCAAAGAGAACUCUGCUUAAUGAUCUACAUAUUCUUGACCUUGAAAGCCUGACUUGGGAUGAUGUUGAUGCCGUGGGGGUGCCUCCUUCUCCGAGGUCUGACCAUGUUGCUGCAGUACAUGCAGAACGCUACCUGCUUAUCUUCGGUGGAGGGUCACAUGCUACGUGCUUCAGCGACUUGCAUGUACUUGACAUGCAGACUAUGGAAUGGUCAAAACCAACACAGAAGGGUGAACUUCCAACUGCACGAGCGGGUCAUGCUGGUGUGACUGUGGGAGAAAACUGGUUUAUCGUUGGUGGAGGUGAUAAUAAAAGUGGUGUCUCGGAAACUAUUGUGCUCAACAUGUCGACACUUGUUUGGUCAGUUUUGACCACUGUCCAAGGACGAGUUCCUAUGGCAAGCGAGGGGUUGAGCAUAGUUCUGAGCUCCUGCAAUGGUGAAGAUGUUCUUGUGUCUUUUGGAGGAUACAACGGGCGUUACAGCAAUGAGGUUAAUGUUCUUAAACCUAGUCGUAAAUCAGCAACGCAAUCAAAGAUCGCAGAAGAGAAUCCUAUGCCUGAAAGUGUUGCUACCCAACAGAAUGGGACAAGUGUUAUGAGGGGUUCGGAGUACGACCAUGAAGCAGGCUCAGAAGGAAAAGUAAGGGAAAUCGCCAUGGACAAUGCUGACAUGGAGCACGCCGGAAGCAAGGAAACUAGUGAGCAUUAUAUUGCAGCACUUAAGUCGGAGAAAGAAGAACUUGAAGCAGAAAUUGCUAAAGAGAAAUUGCAAUCCCUUCAACUUAAGCAAGAGUUGGUUGAAGCUGAGACAAGAAACACAGACAUUACCAAGGAACUUCAAUCUGUCCGUGGCCAGUUGGCUUCUGAGCAAUCUAGGUGUUUUAAGCUGGAGGUUGACGUUGCAGAGCUACGACAGAAGCUCCAAACUAUGGAAACCUUGCAAAAGGAACUUGAAUUGCUCCAACGCCAGAAAGCUGCAUCCGAACAAGCUGCCUUAAAUGCUAAACAAAGGCAAAGCUCUGGUGGUGUCUGGGGUUGGCUUGCAGGAUCUCCUCAAGAUCAAAAAGCUGAUGAUUCCUAGAUCAACAUUCUUUUUAUACUAUAUAUUAUACUGUGAUUUUAUUCAACAAAGAAGAAUUUCCGGCCCAGGCUAGGAUAAAUACGGAUUGCGAGAUUUAAACUUGACUAAAGAAAGUGGAAUUAUUGUUGGAAGUGAGGUGCUAGAAUAAUGUCAAGAGCUGCAAAAUUCCACGGGUGGAUGCAAAAGAUCAGUCUAUCUUAUACUCCCUCCGUCCCUAAUUAGAUGACCUAGUUAAAAUUUACUAGUAAAUUUAGAAAUGAUUCAUCUCUCAAACUAUACAACGGAUUUUCGUAAACUUUGUAUUAUUGGAAAGCAUUUUAAAACACCUACCUAAUGAAUAUAAAUAUGGCUAUCACAUUUUACAUAUUUCUUAAUAAUAAUAUUAAUCUAUUACUCUACUUAUUUAUGGUAUAAAUCAUCCAAUUAGGGACGGAGGUAGUAUGAGGUAGUAUUAUAGACUGCAGAGCGUAGUUGUUAUUGUUCCAUUUUUUCUUCUUCUCUCUUUCAUUGUAUUGUGAAUGACAGAGAACAAUUAGCUUUGCUGGUGUGGUCAUCAUGUUAUGCCCAGUAUAGAAACAUAGCCAUGGUGUUAAAACUAAUGUAAUUUUUUCUUCCAA
This is a messenger RNA of Papaver somniferum (opium poppy), 3676 nucleotides long. Its product is annotated as acyl-CoA-binding domain-containing protein 4-like. Bases 1023 to 3059 code for a protein of 678 amino acids. Gene Ontology annotation, cellular component: cytosol. Lineage: Eukaryota; Viridiplantae; Streptophyta; Magnoliopsida; Ranunculales; Papaveraceae. Gene Ontology annotation, molecular function: protein binding; fatty-acyl-CoA binding. The transcript has 18 exons. Gene Ontology annotation, biological process: lipid transport. The record is from RefSeq and is a predicted model, not a curated record.